AAUGACAGAGAAGGAUCUUCUUUACGACACAAUACUUGCUCGUAGCUUUAGCAAAAACGAGCAGAAGAAACUUGGCUAUGGAGCUUUCGUCGCCUCUCUUCUCUUCGUCUUCACUCUUUGCACUGUCUUUAAACCUUAUCUCAGCCCUCUACCAAUCGUGGAGUUACAAGUAUCAGUUGACGCUGGUCUCAGAAUGCUGAGAAUAACCGAACCGCAGAAACCACAAGCGAUAAGGAGCAGCAACGAUGCAGCAUCUGAAGAUUCUGAGGAACUCAUUGUCCCAACGAAGCAAGAUGAUGUUAUUACACCAAGUACAGUAAUUAUUACUCAAAGCCUAGUCGGUUCUGAUAAUCAGAAGCUUAGUGUGUGCAACGACACAAGCUUGCCCAAGAAUCAUCUUGAUUCGUUUAAUUGUACUACCAACACUACAAUCUCUAAAGAACAAGUCAUUUCAGAUCAAAAUAAAUUGGAGGGAACCAUGAAACCUAUAUGCAACAAGCUAGCAAGAACAGACUUCUGUGAGCUAAGCGGCGACGUAAGAAUCCAUGGCAAAUCCGCGACUGUUUUUGCAGCGAUCACGUUUGCGUUCUCGGGGAAUUCCACGUGGCAAAUGAGACCUUACGCGCGAAAAGGUGAUAAGGCGGCCAUGAAUCGCGUCAGAGAAUGGACGGUUAAAUUGGAACAAAACGCUGAUCAAUUAGAGAACGCUAGUUUAUCGCGCUGCGUUAGGAAUCACAGCGUUCCGGCGAUGCUCUUCUCCCUCGGAGGCUACUCAAUGAACAAUUUCCACGAUUUCACCGACAUCGUGAUUCCUCUGUACACGACGGCGCGUAGAUUCAACGGCGAGGUUCAGUUCCUCGUGACGAACAAGAAUCCACGGUGGGCCGAAAAGUUUAAAGAACUACUGAGGAAACUCUCGAAUUACGAAGUGAUUUACAUCGACGAAGAAGACGAAGCGCACUGUUUUAGCAGCGUCGUUGUCGGUCUUACUCGCCACCGUGAGUAUUACAAAGAGCUGACGAUCGAUCCUUCGAAUUCCGAGUAUUCCAUGUCCGAUUUCAGGAGUUUCCUAAGAGACGCAUACUCGUUGCGUAACGCCGCCGUGACUACGAGACAGAUGCGGCGGCGGAGGCCACGGAUUCUGAUUUUGGCUAGAGGCAGAUCGAGAGCGUUCGUGAACGCCGGCGAGAUCGCGAGAGCGGCGAGGCUAAUCGGAUUCAAAGUCGUUGUGGCGGAAGCGAACACGGGACUCGCGGAUUUCUCACAAACGGUGAAUUCCUGCGACGUGAUGCUCGGCGUUCACGGCGCGGGGCUGACGAACAUGGUGUUCUUGCCGGAGAACGCGGUGGUGGUUCAGAUUCUUCCGAUAGGUGGAUUCGAGUGGCUCGCGAAGACGGACUUCGAGGAUCCGUCGAAGGGGAUGAAUCUGAGGUACCUGGAGUACAAGAUCGCGCCGGAGGAGAGCACGCUGAUGCACAAGUACGGACGCGAUCACGAGAUCGUUAGGGAUCCAUCGGCGGUUGCGAAACACGGGUGGGAAAUGUUUAAGUCGGUUUAUUUGGUACAGCAGAACGUCAGCGUCGAUAUAAACCGGUUCAAGCCGGUUCUUGUCAAAGCUCUUGAGCUUUUGCAGAGUCAGUUGUCGGUAUAAUUAAAAUAUUUACUGCAUUCGCAUACUGUACAUUCGUGUAGUCGGAUCGUAAUAUUUAUUAUAAAAACACAAAUUGUAUACUUUAUUGAAAUUAAUCAGAUUUUCGAAAAAUU
This is a messenger RNA of Capsella rubella, 1764 nucleotides long. Its product is annotated as protein O-linked-mannose beta-1,4-N-acetylglucosaminyltransferase 2. The coding region runs from base 2 to 1651 and encodes 549 amino acids. The transcript is spliced from 3 exons. Gene Ontology annotation, molecular function: glycosyltransferase activity. NCBI's taxonomy places the organism in Eukaryota, Viridiplantae, Streptophyta, Magnoliopsida, Brassicales, Brassicaceae. The record is from RefSeq and is a predicted model, not a curated record.